UCGCAAUCGGCUUGAGAUGGACGUAAAAUAUUAGAAAGCUUUAAUUAUUUAUAUGCAGAAUUAGCAAACAAGUUUAUAUCGCCGGGGGGCAAAUAAGGGGUAUGAUCCCUGACGCACAGAAACAAAUACCUAUGAAAUAUUAAAAAGAAAAGCAGAGCCUGGUUCAGCUUUCAGACAGGGCCUUGCCAACCAAUCAGAGGGAGGGAGGAAGAGAGGAAGGACGCGACAAAACUACACCUCCCAGAAGGCCUCUGGGCUCCGUACCUCCUGAGUCUCAAGAUGUCUUCCUUAAACAGAAUGGUAACAUAUGUGAAAACUGCAUGGGGCAAGGAACCAGUGAUUGUAAGCUCCAUAGUCAUUGCAAUUGUGGCUGUAGCCCUGCCAUGGGUGAGCCCCAUUGCCCGUUAUUCUGCAUUAAUGAAUGAGCGCAUGCCAUAUCACUACCCAGUGCCAGUUCGAGAUGAUGGUAAUAUGGCAGACAUUCCCGCUCAUCCCUGUGACAAGGACGGUGAACAACUUGAGUGGCUGAGGAAAUGAGAAUCGGCAGAGGGUAGAUCUUCCCCAAAACUUCCCCUGCCUUGGUUGUACAUGUGUGUUAUUGUCGGGGGCAAUAAAUUUCCCUGUUGUAUUUAAAAGCAGACUUAUCUGGUUGUUGUGGCUGGAAAUUUAGAUCAAAGGGGGAACACUGCAUUUUUGGAAUACCUAUCCUCAUAAAAUCAGAUAGUUAAAAGUUCUUAUGAGGCUUAAUCAAGUCAUGGGGCUUUUUCAAAGUAAUGGAACUGGGAAUUUUUUUCUUAAAUUAAGAGUCUGAUACCAUUGCACAUACUGUCACAAACAGCAGUUUGUUAAAGAAAAACAUUGACAACCUGCUACACUAGGGUUUUUUUUUUGGGGGGGGGGAGAGGAAGAUUCUGUUUUUCAUAUUGUCAAGAAAUAUAAAAAAUUCCUUAAGAGAAGACUAUGCACUGUCAUAAAAUUGUUGGGGAAAAAAUAUGGGAGAGUUAUUUCAAACCCCAAUUCUUUUGACACGGCUUCCUUCCUUCCACCACCCAGUUCUAAAUUAGGACUUGAACCAAAGUCUUGGAGGAAAAUUUGACUGGUUUAUACAUGCUAAGCUAUAAUACGGUUUGUUUGGUUUCAACGUAGCAUGAUAUAUUAAUACAACAGUUAAUUUCUAAACUUAGGUCGGUCGGUCAAUGAUUUAAUGUGCUAUAGAGGCCCGGCUAAUU
Molecule: messenger RNA, 1229 nt
Organism: Thamnophis sirtalis
Lineage: Eukaryota; Metazoa; Chordata; Lepidosauria; Squamata; Natricidae
Gene: NDUFA3
Product: NADH:ubiquinone oxidoreductase subunit A3
Cellular component (GO): mitochondrial inner membrane; respiratory chain complex I
Source: RefSeq, a predicted model, not a curated record